AGGGCACUGCCAUCUCCCCUGAAGAGUCAAGGGCUGACUCGAGGCAGGAACCAGGCGAGUCCGACCCAGGUGGCCCUAGUCUUCUCGGCGCCCAGAGCUUGGCUUCCAAUUCCUUCUGCUAAGAGACAGGAAUAGUCCUCGCUCUGCCUGUCUGGGCCUGGGUCAGGGUCUGUGCCAGGGGUGGGACCGAAAAGAGGGGCUGGUGCUGCCAGGCCCGCCUUGACCCCCGGGUCACAGGAUAAGUUUCAAGUCCAGCUGUCCUGGAGCUUCUGCACUCUGAGCGUCAUAACCUGCACCAUGCCCAUGAUCCUGGGUUACUGGGACAUCCGUGGGCUGGCCCACGCCAUCCGCCUGCUCCUGGAGUACACAGACUCAAACUAUGAGGAGAAGAAGUACACGAUGGGGGACGCUCCAGACUAUGACAGAAGCCAGUGGCUGAAUGAAAAAUUCAAGCUGGGCCUGGACUUCCCCAAUUUGCCCUACUUAAUUGAUGGACCUCACAAGCUCACCCAGAGCAAUGCCAUCCUUCGCUACAUCGCUCGCAAGCACAACAUGUGUGGGGAGACAGAGGAGGAGAAGAUCCGUGUGGACAUUUUGGAGAACCAGACUAUGGACGUCCGCUUGCACAUGGCCAGGAUCUGUUACAGCCCUGACUUUGAGAAACUGAAGCCUGGUUACUUGAAGGAGAUCCCUGAAAAGAUGAAGCAGUUCUCAGAGUUUCUGGGGAAGAGGCCUUGGUUCGCAGGGGACAAGCUCACCUUUGUGGAUUUCCUGGUUUAUGAUGUCCUUGACCGGCACCGCAUAUUUGAACCCACAUGUCUGGAUGAAUUUCCAAAUUUGAAAGACUUCAUUACCCGUUUUGAGGGCCUGAAGAGGAUCUCUGCCUACAUGAAGUCCAGCCGCUUCCUCCCACACCCUGUGUAUUUGAAGAUGGCUGUGUGGGGCAGCAAGUAGUGCUCUGGAUGGCAGGAGACGGGCGUGAGGAGCCAGUGCCCUGGAGACCAGGGGGACCUUCCUGCACACAGAACCUUCUGUCUUUUUCUUUCUCCUCUGUUCACUCUAGAUGUUUUCUUGGCCCCCUAUCUCUCUCCCACACCCCUUUCCAUCCCUACUUUAAAGAUUCAGUUUCCCAUCAUAUUUGAGCAAGUUUCCUCCCCCACCCCACAUUAUCUCUCCUGCACUGAAGCCACCCAGGCCAUCCUUCCCUUCCAUGGUUGCUUCUGCUGUGAGCAGCCCAGCCAGAUCCCUGGCCCAUAGUGCUCGGCUCUGAGCUCCCAGCACUGCCCUGAAGACCAGACCUGGCCUGGUGUGCAGACCUUGCUUCCCAGUGUGGUUCCACCCAGCCUGCCUGAUCCCCAGGAAAGCCUUAUUCACACCUGCUGUGUCUUGUCUUAUUCCCUCCUGGCUUCCUGGAGUCAUGAAUGACUGUGUUGGGUGUAUAGGGUGUCCAUUUUCUCUUCUGCUGUCUACUGCAGGGCCACAUGGAUGGGCAUGCAUGUGUGUGUAGAGGGGGUGGGGCUUGCUUGUUCAUUUCUAUCUCCACUUCAUGCACCUCCGUUCCUUAGCAUCAGGUCUCUGCAGAAGGGGAGCCCUUCUGUGCCUGGUUCCCUCUUUAAUUCAGCAUUCAUGGGAUGCCUCCUGUCAGCUCGCAGUACUCUGUGUCAUGGUUCAGGGGGCUCUCAGGUGCUGGGAAAGGGGUCUGAGUAGUCUAUUGAUGAUGUGGGAUCCUGGAGGAUUCGCUUCUGUCACCCUUUCCUGGAAGCUUACCCUGCUUUAGAUAUCUUUCAUGUGCAUUCUUAAAACUUAUCUCAGUAAAGUCUGCCCCUACUAUAUUACAAUUGUGUUUUACUUGUUCUUCUCUCCAGCUUGACCAUAAAGUCACUGAGGAAAGAAUCCA
Messenger RNA from Cervus elaphus (red deer), 1897 nucleotides. RefSeq names its product glutathione S-transferase Mu 1-like. The record is from RefSeq and is a predicted model, not a curated record. Lineage: Eukaryota; Metazoa; Chordata; Mammalia; Artiodactyla; Cervidae. Bases 298 to 954 code for a protein of 218 amino acids. The transcript has 8 exons. Gene Ontology annotation, molecular function: glutathione transferase activity. Gene Ontology annotation, biological process: glutathione metabolic process.